This is a messenger RNA of Cryptomeria japonica (Japanese cedar), 490 nucleotides long. RefSeq lists its product as uncharacterized. The transcript is spliced from 3 exons. The record is from RefSeq and is a predicted model, not a curated record. Bases 26 to 316 code for a protein of 96 amino acids. NCBI's taxonomy places the organism in Eukaryota, Viridiplantae, Streptophyta, Pinopsida, Cupressales, Cupressaceae.
CUUUAGAUCUGUAAGAGACCUUAAUAUGCAGGCGCCUGUAGAUUCCUCUUCAUCAUCGUCUUCAUAUAUUCAUUUGGUUCAGCACUUGAUUGAGAAGUGUUUGCUGUUUAACAUGGAUCAACAGGAAUGUUCAGAGACACUUUCUAAGCACGCCAAUAUUCAACCCACCAUAACUAUUACAGUGUGGAAUGAAUUGGAAAAGGAGAACAAAGAGUUCUUCACAAGGUAUAAGGUAAAGAGAAGAGAAAAUCCAAGCCAAGGACUGAAGCAGAUGAUAGAUGAUAUAACAGCUAGAUUUUACAAACAAACUCUUUAAAACAUGGUUAUAAACUGUUUGUGGAUAAUUUUCUAGUGUGCAUAUCUAUUGUAUAAGGUAACUGAACUGGCAAAAGCAGAUCUUGUGUCAUACAAUUUGAUUUAUGAGAUCAAAUUGCAGAAUAUCUCAUCAUUAUGUGGUUUUCGGUGUAUUCAUUCCAUAUAAUGUGCACCA